AUGUGGAAAGCGGCUAUGGGAGACCGGGCCAAUGUUAUGCGAGAGAUCCUGACUCAGUAUGAGAUCGCGCCGAUUUGUCCAUAUUGCCCUCAAGCUGGCGACUUUCCUGGGCAUUUGCCGGCCCAAAAGCACUACCAGGCCCUGUGCAACGCCAAACUGGUGCCGGGCAAGAAGAUCAUUGAAAUCUCAAAAGAGUGCUACCAGACGUGGACUGUCCCAGGCGGAAUUCUGCGGUUCAACCACAUCAGUGGCGAAAUCGCUGCCUGCCGCGGCGUCCCGCCACCGACGACGCAGAGAGCAUUGGCGCUGGAGGGUCAGCACCUGCAGCAGGCGCUGCCUGCAUUUCCCGCUGCCGGAAACCAAGCGGCCGUGCCCCCAGAGUAUCCGACUGCCGCAAAUCCGGCGGUGUCCCCAGAGUAUCCGAUUGCCGGAAAUCCAGCGGUGCCCCAAGAGUAUCCGACUGCCGGAGAUCCAGCGGCAUUUGCGCCGGGGCCUGCCCAAGCUCAGAUUCCUGCUCCGAUUCCGGUGCAGGCCCAGCAUCAUCCAGCGGCCACGCCCAACUUCGGGAUCGGCCCUACCUCAGCUCCGCCACAGCCCGGGGAGACUAUGGGAGCUUAUGCGGGCUAUCUGGCACACUCCUGGAACCUGGAGGCGCCGCCAUUCCAGCCUGGCUACCAGGAGCCUUCUUCUGAAGUGGCACCAGGCUCCUGGCAGCGUCCUGAAGUCGCAACAGGUCACCAGGAGGCACCUGUCUUUGGCACAUCUGCGCAGGAGCCUGCUGUUCCUUCGGGAACCUUCGCCAACGGCUUCGACCAAGGUGCAGCACGACAUGCAGCCGCGGCUCCUGCGGCAAAGACCAUGCCUUCAGAGGAACAACUCGAAUUCUGGUACUGGAUGUGGAGAAAGUGUGUGUCCGGGAACAGAGAGGAAACCAAGCGUUCCCUGUCCCUAAUGCAAUUGGCACCAGAUGAGCUCGAGUGUGUGAUGUGUGCAGUGGAGGACUUCUCCUCCAUCGACGACAUGCUGGACCACUUCUGCAGCCGAGAGCAUUUCGAAGAGCUGGUCAAGCAGUCCAGCUACCCCAGGGUGCCCCAGGAUGCGACACCUGCCAAAGAAGCGUAUCCUGGCAGCACAGUUGUGGAUCUCGGAGGUUGUUCUGCAAAGGGCCAGCUGGCACAGCAGGCAGAAGGACGGCGGUUCUUCCGCGAGAAGUCAGCGCUGCAGGGUCCUCUGGAAUCGCAACCUGAAGCGAAGAGGGAUCCGAUUACUGAGGAAGAGCAAACGCCAAUGACAAAGGCAUGCAUGCCGGUGUUAUUAGGCCGACAGAGCGGCUCCGACAUGAUGCGACACAAGGCUGGUGCAUGUGAGACAGGAAUGCAAGAGCCGCAGAUACAGGACUCUCCAUUUCCCACGCUGGAUGUGAAGCAAUUAUGUUUCACAGGAGUGCUCGGACAAGGAGGUCUGGCAAAGGUUGGCAAGGUAAGGUGGCACAAGCAAGAGUUUGCAUUGAAGUUUGUGAAGCCGAUGCAGACGAGUGACCAGCAGCUACCUGAUCAGCGCCAACGAGACCUUGAACGCCUCUGCCGGGAAGCAACUAUAUUGCGGGAAUGCCAGCAUGAUCUGGUUGUUUCAGCCGUGGCUUGGAUAUCUGGCGCCAGGGAGGGUGUAAUGUUGGAGUUUCUUGGCCCAUCCUUGUCAUAUGCCCACACCAAUUUGGCUGAUCGACUCACUGCAGAAAAUUGGAGAAUUGCCCUUUAUUCCGCCGCCACAGCGCUGCAGCAUGUGCACAGCAGAUUGAUCUCCACCGAGACGUCAAAGAAGCGAACCUUUUGCUGCGGAAUUCUGCAAGUUCGUUUGAAGUAA
Messenger RNA from Symbiodinium sp. CCMP2456, 1863 nucleotides. Lineage: Eukaryota; Dinophyceae; Suessiales; Symbiodiniaceae. The record is from the annotation of a GenBank genome assembly.